UUCUUUUUAAAUUUUAAAAUAAAUUUCACUUCAUAGUUAGGUAUUUGUGAGGUGAAAUACAUCCCAAAACUAUUACUAUUACAACUAAUAUUAAUAAUUAAAAACUCAGUAAAGAUUGACAAAAUAUGACGAAGCUCAAGGACUAUAAAUAUUUUUGUUACGUGCUGCAAAUGUUAGCAUCUGGAUUAAGAUAAUGAAAAAUGGGUCAAAUUCCACUUUUUAUUUUUCCACCUCAGUGGGAAAAAGAGCUGUGGAGCCGUGGAGAUGGAAGGUUUGUAAGAAGCUUUUCUGGUUCAAUCCCUAACUAUAACUGUCACAAACAAUUAGUCAAUCAACUGUAGCUGAUGGUAGGAAAAAAAAAACACUUGUUGCAUUUUAAUUUACUGGAAUGCAAAUGACUAAAAUCAUGCUAAAAAAUAAAAGAAAAGAGGAAUUAGGGCAAAAUGAAUCUUCUAUAUCAAAUUUUUCUAUGGCAACGAUUGUUCAGUUGUUUGCAGAUUGUUUUUGUGUUUUUUUAAAUAUUGGGUAGAUCUUUAAGACUCAAAUAAUUGCUAUGUUCAGUUUUAUUGGCAUUUUAGUUUUUUAAUGUGUGCACACAUGCAGACACCAGUUUUCUCUUUACUUCAUUUUGGAGGUGAGACCUAAGUAGGACUUGACAUUCACACAUUUUCAGAAUUCUGGUCCUUCAAGGGGAAAGUGUUACAGCGUAAUCUCGGCCCAUCCUUCUUCAUCAGUGCUGCCUCCUUACUCCACCCUACACACCUAUCUCACUCCACCCCAUCCUGCUUUAAUGCUCCCAAUCCUCUUUGUGGGAGAGUGACGUCUGCUACAGUCAGAAACAGAGUUAAGCUCAGCAGCCACCAGGGUGACGGAGUGGAGAGAAGCUCCCAGGCUUGAGGGAAAACAAACACGGCUGGGACCAACUCAACUUCUCAACCUGGGAGUGUGCUGACGAUUCUGAACCUACCAUCCCUUGAUAAGGAAAAAGACUCUUCUUCCUGCUAGAGGGUUUGGUUUCUUACAGGAUGAAGUGUUUUCCAACUGGAAUAUGAACACUCCUGAUAACUGACAACAUUUUUCAAGGUGUAUUUUACUGGUGCUGCAUACUUAAGCUGCAGGUAUAUCUGUGCAAAACUGACAAUUUUAUAAUUUGGUUAAGCUGCUGCUCAGAGGGCAAACUAACUGGCAACAAGUACAAGCUUCCUGGUGUGAGCAUGCAAUCAACUGAACAACACAUGGAGUGUCUCUUGAGGUCUGCCAAUGUUUACCUGGAGUGCAAAGUGUGAUUCCAAUUGUAUGCAAAAAAACUGAAGAGGAGCGUGCGUGUGGAGGUCACAGAGCUGGAUUUCCUGGAGAUGGAAGGUCAUGGAUAUGACCGCUUUGGAGAAAGUGACAGGGACAAUUACCAGAUUGAUUACAGAAGAAUUGUAGGAGACAUGGAACCAGCACGGCCUCGCGUCUCAAACAGAGAUGGGGAGCAGUCUCAACACUCCUUUUUGACUCAUGCCUACCCGCCGUCAUAUGGACAUGGACAUGAGACUGCAGCCCAGAGGUACAGCGCCACACGAAUCCAGGCUGGAUAUGAGCCAGAAAGCAUGGCGGACUACUUGAUCAGUGGAGGAACAGGUUAUGUUCCAGAAGAUGGACUCACAGCACAACAGCUGUUUGCUAUUGGAGAUGGGCUGACAUACAAUGAUUUCCUUAUCCUCCCUGGUUUCAUAGAUUUCACGUCUGAUGAGGUGGACCUGACGUCUGCACUGACAAGAAAGAUAACUCUGAAGACUCCACUCAUUUCAUCACCCAUGGAUACAGUCACAGAGUCGUCCAUGGCUAUCACCAUGGCACUGAUGGGAGGGAUUGGAAUAAUCCAUCACAACUGCACUGCUGAAUUCCAGGCCAAUGAGGUGCGAAGAGUCAAGAAAUUUGAGCAAGGUUUCAUCACAGACCCAGUGGUAAUGAGCCCACAUCACACAGUGGGUGACGUGUUUGAAGCUAAGACACGCCAUGGUUUCUCUGGGAUCCCAGUGACAGAAACAGGCAAGAUGGGCAGUAAGCUGGUUGGCAUUGUGACCUCCAGGGAUAUUGACUUUUUGUCCGAGAAGGAUUAUGAGAAACUUCUGGAAGAGGUGGGUCUCGAGUUGUUUGAACUGGGAACAAAUUUGUCUUAUGAACAUAUCAUGCUACACCCAUUAUUCUGUCAUUUGAAAAAGUGUAUUAACAUCAAUCAGUCUAUACAGUUGCAAUAUUUUCUAAUACAGGCCAUGACAAAAAGGGAAGACCUAGUUGUUGCGCCAGCUGGAGUCACGCUAAAAGAAGCUAACGACAUACUGCAGCGAAGCAAGAAAGGAAAGCUCCCCAUUGUGAAUGACAGCGACGAGCUUGUUUCCAUCAUAGCAAGAACUGACCUGAAGAAAAACAGAGAUUAUCCUCUGGCUUCCAAGGACUCACGCAAACAGCUGCUGUGUGGGGCUGCCAUUGGUACCAGGGAGGACGACAAAUACCGACUGGACCUCCUCAUGCAGGCUGGAGUGGAUGUGGUGGUUCUGGACUCGUCUCAAGGAAACUCAGUUUAUCAGAUCAACAUGAUAAACUACAUUAAACAGAAGUAUCCCGAUCUACAAGUGAUUGGAGGAAAUGUGGUGACAGCUGCACAGGCUAAAAACCUCAUAGAUGCUGGCGUAGAUGCGUUGAGGGUUGGGAUGGGCUGUGGUUCUAUCUGUAUUACCCAGGAGGUGAUGGCAUGUGGACGACCUCAAGGAACAUCUGUUUAUAAAGUUGCAGAAUAUGCCAGACGUUUCGGAGUACCAGUAAUCGCAGAUGGAGGCAUUCAGACAGUGGGGCAUGUGGUGAAAGCUCUUGCUCUGGGAGCGUCGACAGUGAUGAUGGGGUCUUUGCUCGCUGCAACCACUGAGGCUCCUGGAGAAUAUUUCUUUUCAGAUGGUGUGCGUCUGAAGAAAUACAGAGGAAUGGGCUCCUUGGAUGCAAUGGAGAAGAAUAACAGUCAAAAGCGUUACUUUAGUGAGGGAGAUAAGGUGAAAGUAGCUCAAGGGGUCUCAGGAUCAGUUCAAGAUAAAGGUUCUGUCCAAAAGUUUGUUCCUUACCUCAUUGCUGGGAUACAACAUGGCUGCCAGGACAUUGGAGCCAGAAGUUUGUCGAUUUUAAGGUCAAUGAUGUAUUCAGGAGAGUUGAAGUUUGAGAAGAGAACCAUGUCUGCUCAGAUGGAGGGGGGAGUUCAUGGGCUCCACUCAUAUUCUUUUUUGCCAUUUACAAGAAGUGGCUUCAGUGAGGCAGGAGGGCGAGGAAGCAUGCGAUCGGGACCAAAUGUCCCGACCCCAGCUGCAAUGAGCCGAUGCAAUGGACUCAUGUGAAUAGAGAGUUGACAAUAAGAUGAUAGAGUAUAUUUGCAAAUGUCUCUCUUUGCGUUAAAUCAGGAUAAACAGCAAGAUUGUGGACAACAAAAAGUCAAACUACAGGACACAUUGAUCAUUUGAUGAACUCUUCUUUUUUUUCUGUUUUUGCAACGGUAGAGGGUUGAAAAAGUUGUAAAGAAGACAUAUUUUAAUCAACAGGCACAUUUUAAAUUUGAAAUACAAGAGGAUCUUUUCAUUUGAAUUGAAUCUGAUAGAAAUCUGUGUAUAUAUUUGUAGAAAAAUACCAAAGCAUUUUAUUUCACAUUGUUCAAAUUUAUCCCUUCAUAAGAAAGUGUUUUCAAGAUUCAAUAAUUAGUAGUUUCCUUUUCAUGUCAUUCCUGAUUUUCUUGAUUUGUAUCUACCUUACAUUGUUGACCAAAAUCUAUCUUCUUCAAGUGUUUAUUGUUAUCAUGACAAUGCUUGGUAUUUUGUCUGUUUACAUCCACCAUUAAAAAAGAAAAUACC
Messenger RNA from Poeciliopsis prolifica (blackstripe livebearer), 3875 nucleotides. It is a transcript of the gene impdh1a, whose product is annotated as IMP (inosine 5'-monophosphate) dehydrogenase 1a. The record is from RefSeq and is a predicted model, not a curated record. Gene Ontology annotation, molecular function: IMP dehydrogenase activity. The transcript has 15 exons. Bases 1356 to 3368 code for a protein of 670 amino acids. Gene Ontology annotation, biological process: GTP biosynthetic process. NCBI's taxonomy places the organism in Eukaryota, Metazoa, Chordata, Actinopteri, Cyprinodontiformes, Poeciliidae. Gene Ontology annotation, cellular component: cytoplasm.